CGGAUACGAGCGAGAACUGGUUCUCUUAUCCUGUGAAACCGUCUUCAUAAAUUCAUAUAUCAGCCUCAGCCAUGUCUUCGCUCUUGCACCUUCUCUCUCUUCCGCGCAACGUCGAUUCUCAUUCCAACCUUUUCAGCUUCUCCUUUUCCGAUUAUAGGUUGAAUCAUGGAGCCCAUGGACAUCGUUGGCAAAUCAAAGGAAGACGCUUCGCUUCCUAAAGCAACAAUGACAAAAAUUAUUAAAGAGAUGUUACCCCCGGAUGUUCGUGUUGCAAGGGAUGCCCAAGAUCUUUUGAUUGAGUGUUGUGUAGAGUUUAUAAAUCUCAUAUCGUCAGAAUCCAAUGAAGUCUGUAACAGAGAGGAAAAACGGACAAUCGCACCAGAGCAUGUGUUGAAGGCUCUACAGGUUCUUGGAUUUGGUGAUUACAUUGAAGAGGUUUAUGCAGCAUACGAACAGCACAAGCUGGAGACCAUGCAGGACUCUUUAAAGGGUGGUAAAUGGAGCACUGGAGCUGAGAUGACGGAGGAAGAAGCAUUAGCAGAGCAGCAAAGGAUGUUUGCAGAGGCACGUGCUCGGAUGAAUGGUGGAGCCAUUUCUUCGAAGCAGCCAGAUGCUGACCAAAGUUUAGAUAGCUAACUUUAGGAUCUUUAUUGAAGCAUAGGCAAAGCAUCCCUGACUCCUGUCUGUGCUUCUAAUGAGCUCGAUUGUGUACAAAAUCCAUUCACUAGUUUGCUGGCCCAUGUGGAUGUGCUCUCCAUUUGUAUUCUAUCAAUGAAUCCAUAUUUGUAAGUCAAUGUAAUUAGUGAGAGAUCAUGAAAACCCUCCCUCAUAGCAUUACUUGUAAUUAUUUAAUUUACUUUUUGUAUCUUCUAAUCCUAGCUUGAUUCUGGCAGUAGCUAGUAUAUUACUAACAAAAUAUUAAAUAUGUAGAAGCAAUUGUGUUCUCUUUAUUUUCUA
Molecule: messenger RNA, 957 nt
Organism: Cajanus cajan (pigeon pea)
Lineage: Eukaryota; Viridiplantae; Streptophyta; Magnoliopsida; Fabales; Fabaceae
Gene: NF-YB13
Product: nuclear factor Y, subunit B13
Molecular function (GO): protein heterodimerization activity
Source: RefSeq, a predicted model, not a curated record